AUGUCUCGACCAAGUCACCGGGAUCGAGAAAAGUAUGAACCGCCUAAUCCUCGUCGAAGCCAUGUCAUUCUCCAGGCCGAUGAUGCCAACGGAAAAGAGACUGCAUGGUUCGAGCUGGAAAUUACUGGCUCUGUACGAAACCUGAGCCCCCAGCUGUGGUCGUUGACACAUUUGACAUCACUCUAUCUCAACGACAACUGCUUGACUCGUGUUCCACCAGAUAUCUGCAAGCUCACCUCUUUGCAAUACCUAGAUUUAUCUACAAAUAAACUCCGAAAUCUACCAGCGGAGAUUGGCGAUUUGAUAAUGCUUCGGGAGUUGCUCCUUAACAACAACAUUCUGCGAAGUUUGCCAUAUGAAUUGGGGAAGCUUUUUCAGCUACAGAAUCUUGGUUUAAAGAACAACCCUUUGACUCAAGAGCUUCUUGUCAUCUACAAUGAACCGAAUGGAACGCAAAAGCUACUAGCAUACUUAUUGGACAACCUCCAACCAU
Messenger RNA from Rhagoletis zephyria (snowberry fruit fly), 493 nucleotides. The record is from RefSeq and is a predicted model, not a curated record. Lineage: Eukaryota; Metazoa; Arthropoda; Insecta; Diptera; Tephritidae.